Molecule: messenger RNA, 1506 nt
Organism: Stylonychia lemnae
Lineage: Eukaryota; Ciliophora; Spirotrichea; Sporadotrichida; Oxytrichidae
Source: the annotation of a GenBank genome assembly
AUGAUGAUUUGUUUAGAGAAUACUUCUAAUAACAGCACUUGCAUCAAAUCUGUGGGCACUUCUCUCAAUCUAUCUUCAAGUCGAGGCAGACUUCAACUUUCACUUUUCCUUGCCUUUACUUUAAUGUUUACUCUGCUAUAAUCUCCUGUCAAAGGACAAGUCAUUAUAAAUGAGGGAAAUUUUAGGCUUGGGCAGCUAAAAUCAGAGUUAGAAAGCAUUCUUGCUGCUAACUUUAGAGAACAGACCAAGAUUUAGGAAGAGCACGAAAGAUUAGGGCUUCCUAAACCCAAUGUCGAAAUAACCCAACAAGAAUUUCUUAAUUAUGCAUUCCAACUUUCUCGUGGACUUGGAAUCAUAAAUUACUACACUUAAACUUAUGAUUGUAUAGUUAAUGCUUCAACAUUAUUCAUCAGGUAUUAAAAUCUAUUUGAAAGCUUUUCUGGGUAUAAUUCCUGGCUUGAAUUCUCACUAGCUAUAGGUAAUACCUCAACAUGGUAUAAAGGGUGCUAUUUAAAUUCAGAAGGCUCGGUUUUAAGUUUGUAUUACUAUGUAAUGGAGUAUAGGUCCCUCUAAAAUUACUUGACAUACUUUUUGCCAAAUAUGCUUUCUUAUGCCUUUGUGGUAAACACUUGGAUCGACAAAAUGAAUGCACUCUCUUAGCAAUAGAACACCACAGGACUUAUGUAUUAUUAUGGUAUGAUAGUCAGAAAUAUCUUUUUCUUUCCAAUGCCUGAAGCUGAAUCGUUUUACUCUGGUAACGAAUAUGCUUAGUUCGACUAGAAUAGUAAUUUAGUUGAUGAUACUUUGACAGUGAGGGAAAUGAAAUUAGAGGAUAGAUUUACAAGAGAAUUUAAACUUAAACUAGAAAAAAUUAUGAAAGAUAUAAACAACGAAGACUGGGAAGAAAAUCCGUAAGGUGAUAAUGAGCAGCACGAAGAUUGUGAAGAAACAGUUGUAGGAGGAAGAGAUAGCAUGAUUCAUAGAAAAGAUGUUAUAAAAAUCAAAUCUUAGAAUAUCUAAGUCUAACAGCAAAUGAAACUAUUUUCACUUUUGGACUAUGUCAAAUUCAGCUACUAAUUCGUAUACUAUUUUGUAUAGUCCAUGUGGUCUUACAAUUAAAACUCAUUUUUCACCUCUUGCAAUAAAAAUUUGCAAGGUAUGACUAACCAAACGAUUCUAUUUUCAAAUUAUGCAGCACUUGUUGGCUCAAAUAGAUCAGACUUUAAGGAGCUUUCAUUUUCUUUUGUAACUAUCUUCGAAUACAUUUACCCCAUUUCAAGCUUCUGCGUCUCAGCCUCCAACGAGGUUGCAGAUGACACAGUUGAUAGAUUCAACAUAUUAUUCAGAGAGCCACAGAAAAUCUUUGAAAAUUCUCUAAGAAGAUUAGGUUCAAUCCUUAUGAAUGCAAUAACAGUUCCAGACUGCUUCUUUAAUCAGACACUUGAUGGUAUUUGCGCAGGAACUAAAACUGGAAAUGCUGUGAAUUAUAUUCUCUUUAUUAGCUGA